AGCGGGAAUCUCACAAUCAUUUUCAUUUAUUUUUCAGUUUAAUUUCUAUCGGGGGGAUUGCAGCUAGGGUUUUAGUCAGGGUUUUGAGUAACUCAUUCUGCUCCUCCUCUCUCUGGUCACCAUGUCAAGGGCCGUCGCCGUCGCCGCUGGCGCAAGGCGCCUCUUCCUCUCCUCCACUUCUCUGAGAGCCGCCUCCACUCCAAGGCUUUCUACCGCAUCAGGGAUAAAGCCACCAACCUUUGGCCUCCACAAAAGGAGAACUCUGUGCACUACCAGGUUGCCCGUGGAAUUGAGUUCUAUGGUAUCUCUGAUGCCGCACCACAGUGCUACUGCUUCAGCAUUGCUCAAAUCAAUGCUAUCUGUUGACCAUUGCCAUUGGGGCUGGCUUUCAGAAGAUAAUUUGGAGCUUUCAUUGUGAAGCUGAAUGCGGGAUUUGGGCCAUUGAAGUAACCCACCAGGCAUACUUGAAUUUGUUUAUUGCUACUCCACCAUUUGUUAAGAAGGUUUGAUAUCACUUGGCCAUUUGUUCUUUGCACAAGGGGAGGUUUGUAGAGCUCAAAUUGUGUGCUUUCCUUCCCAUCGAGAUGUAUUUUGAAAUAGUUUUUGUGGUUGGUAAGGGAUUUGGCUGGUUGGUCGGGGAUUUGGCCAUUUCCAUGGUUCCUGCUGUUUGCAGGCUUGAUUUUGGUCUUGUGAGGUGGCUGAGGUGGUGGCUUUGGUGGAUUGAGGUGUAAGGUUAAGGUGGUCGACAGAGGUUUUGGUCGAGCUGUUUUAUUGUUCCCUUGGUUAGUUUUUAUCCAUCUUCCGUCAAAUCUGCAUACAUCUUUCAAUGGCUUUUUAUGGAUAAUGAUAAAAUUCCAUUGGUGCAACCAGAGCUUAUAUGAAGCACUGCCAUUUGUAUUUUGAGAUGAGGUGGUCAAGUAUUAGGCUUUCUGUGUUACCAUUUGCUUUGUUCCACUUGGACUUCUUGCUACAUAAAUUUCACUGGUAAUUCUAUUCUCCUUUACGUUACACCACACGAGUAAUAACAUGCAGAAGUAUUCACAUGUGUACAUACACACACCAUAGAGACGUUCAUUUGUUUUCUGUGCUUGUUUAGAAAGAAGCAUACUCUUCUAGUCUUUUAUUCAGUGAUUAAAAACUCGGACUUAGGCUCGGACACCUGGGUCCUGAGCCCAAAUUAGCUACCCAACUCUAUAUUCAUUGAAGGGCCAUGAUUGACUGAGAUGUGCUCAAGUCUCAGGAUUUCUUUAUCCAGUCCCUGUUCCCUGCCAAUAUUUAGUCACUGCUUUUAUGAGAUGAAUCAAGUUCUAUCUUCUGAUUUUGAGGGAUUGUCUAUAAAGAGACCAUUUAUCUUUUGUACAUGGAGGUUACAAUCAUUCCCACUCAU
This is a messenger RNA of Amborella trichopoda, 1387 nucleotides long. The record is from RefSeq and is a predicted model, not a curated record. NCBI's taxonomy places the organism in Eukaryota, Viridiplantae, Streptophyta, Magnoliopsida, Amborellales, Amborellaceae.